AUGAUUGAAGAAAGACAAGAUAACGAGAACACAAACGACGAUCAAUUACCGCCGAUUCCAGACUCGAUUCUAAAUAAAUAUCAUAUUGAACCAAACCUGGCUAAAUACGAUAUUGAACAAACAUCUCCAUCUCAAAACAAGAGUACUAAAGUAAUGUACUUACGCAGCUCUCAACGUAAAUUAGACCAAUUCUGGCAGGCCUUCAUUUAUUUAGAAUGCAAACCUACCCGUGGAGAUCGUCAAUUUCUUUCACAAAUAAUAUCAACAACUAAUAACAAUGCUAAACUUCAUACUUCAAUGACUAAUAACGGCACUGCCUUAAAAUUUUCUCCUUUAUAUAGGAGUAAGUUAGGAUCACCACAGAACUUGCAUGUUACGUUGACUCCCAAUAUUCCAUUCGCCUCGGAAGCAUUAAGGGAUUCUAUGCUUCAAGUUUUAUCUGAUAAGAUUAAUAAGUGUAAGAUACGACCAUUUGUUCUUGAAUUUGAAUCUGCGAGAGCUUGCAAACUCCUUAGAUCAGUCGUCAAUGAUAAGUUGUUUUUGGCGCUGGACGUUAAAGAAGAAAUCAAGAGAAAUCAACUAAUGGAAAUCCAUGAAAUCAUCGAUGAAACUCUGAAGAAAGUUAUACCAGAGUAUUAUUCGCAAUCAUGGAAGAAUCGGGCUAAAGAUUUUUAUUUGAACAAUGCCCAUAUGUCCCUUGCUGAAUCUAAUACUGUUCCCUCAAGAAUGGUCAAGGAUUUUAAAAAACUACAAGAUUUACUUUCGUAUAAUAAUAACCCUAAAAAUUGUAAUGAUGGCGACAAGGAAACAAUUCAAGAAGAAAAUAAUCUUUCGUUUCAAAUUAGAACCUUGAAAGUAGAUAUAGAUCGUCAAACUUUGACUAUACCAUUUAUCCCUUUGUAG
This is a messenger RNA of Naumovozyma dairenensis CBS 421, 903 nucleotides long. It is a transcript of the gene USB1, whose product is annotated as phosphoric diester hydrolase. The record is from RefSeq and is a predicted model, not a curated record. NCBI's taxonomy places the organism in Eukaryota, Fungi, Ascomycota, Saccharomycetes, Saccharomycetales, Saccharomycetaceae. Gene Ontology annotation, molecular function: nuclease activity. The transcript has a single exon. Bases 1 to 903 code for a protein of 300 amino acids. Gene Ontology annotation, biological process: U6 snRNA 3'-end processing.